AUGCAUUCGCGACUGUCACUCACUCUCUACAGCUCGGAGCAGGUCCUCAAUGCAAUCACCCAAAUCCGCACUCGUUUCGGCGCCGCCUCCAUAUCGUGUGGGGUGCUCCAUCACGGCGAGGUCAUCUUCACGCACGGAGAUGGACUGGCCAACGUCGAGAAAGGGCUCGCGCCUGAUCCACUAACCAUCUACCCCGUCGCCUCGAACACCAAGGCCUUCAUCACCGCUCUGUGCGGCAUUCUCGUCGAUGAGGGCCGUCUGUCUUGGGAUGAACCAGUCUCCAACAUCCUUCCUAGAUUCAACCCCGUCCAUGAUCCCGAGAUCGGACGGCGUGCUACUCUGCGAGACCUCUGCUCCCACGGCUGUGGACUUGCCCCUCUGGAUAAUGCCGGAUGUGGUUUCCAUGAUCAGUUUCUGAACCCAGGCCACGAGGGGGUGCACAUAGCCUCUCAUCUACCCGUGGCUUAUGAUUUCCGCGCACAUUGGCUCUACAACAACUUCUUGCUCGGUGUCGUGGGAGAUCUCAUAGCUGCAGUGGAAGGCAAACGAUCCGGAGAGGUCCUGAGAGACCGAAUCCUCCAGCCGCUGAAUAUGACGCGCACUUUCUCCCGGAACGAUGAGUACUCAGACGACAACAACGCCGCCAAAGGCUAUGCGGUCUUGGAUUCUGGUGAAUUGCUUCCUUUGGAGCCGCCCGAUCUCCAGGACUGUGGCCUGCAAGGAGCUUCUGGAUAUGUGCGCAGCUGUGUGCGAGACAUGCUGGUCUGGGCCAAAGCGGUCAUGCAAGCUGAAUCGGCCGAAGUCCAAGGCUCGUCUCCCGAGAAACCAAAUCCUCUGCGCCAGAUGAGCGUCACGAGAUCAGCCAUGAGACCGAUUGUGAACGGACUGACUGGACUCGAGAACUCCUACGGCUUAGGCUGGUUUCGGCACAUGUUACCCUCCACCUUUUUAGGAUCGAUCGGUCCCAACUUUGCUCUCCUUCCCGAACCUCCGGUGAUCAACAGAGAUGGACCUCCGCGGCUUACCGUAGCUCACUGGGGAGAGUUUGGGGGGUUCCUCAGUUCGUUCUACACAUUCCCCGAUACCUGUAGCGCUAUCAUCGUCCUGGCCAACACUCCGGUCGGGACGGGCGACCCUACGGAUCUCAUUGCGCAAACAUUGUGCCAGGAGCUUUUCAACAUGCGGCCUCGAGUAAAGCUAGAGGAUUUUGCGGCUCAAGCUGCUUCUACCGCCAACCUAAUUUGGAGAGCGUUGGUGGAGGAAUGGGUACAAAACAGAGUCCAAAACACUCAUCCUUCGCCCUUGGAGGACUUGACCGGGACCUAUACGAAUACAGGUCUGAAGCUCACCAUCUACGUGACUCAAAUCCCCCCGCACAAGGUUGGCUCCGGGCCCAAUCCCGAACUGCUGACCUUCAACAUCAACAGAAUGAAGAAACAGACUGCAAACUUACGCCAUUACCACUAUGAUACAUGGACAUUCCUGCCUGAUUCGCGGGAUGAUGCGGUUCGGAAGGGUAUGUUGAAUUUUAUCAGGCUGUCCACAAUGCUCAUGUCUUUUGUUCGUGAUGAGAAGGGUGCUGUCACCUCCCUCUGCUGGGACUUGCAGGGAGGGGUGUGUGAAGGCCCUGCUCCAAACCUUAAGGAAUUGGUCACACCGGUUUGCUUCACGAAGGUGUGA
Messenger RNA from Capronia epimyces CBS 606.96, 1680 nucleotides. RefSeq lists its product as uncharacterized. NCBI's taxonomy places the organism in Eukaryota, Fungi, Ascomycota, Eurotiomycetes, Chaetothyriales, Herpotrichiellaceae. The transcript has a single exon. Bases 1 to 1680 code for a protein of 559 amino acids. The record is from RefSeq and is a predicted model, not a curated record.